This is a messenger RNA of Eublepharis macularius, 1058 nucleotides long. RefSeq names its product killer cell lectin-like receptor subfamily B member 1C. The record is from RefSeq and is a predicted model, not a curated record. The transcript is spliced from 4 exons. NCBI's taxonomy places the organism in Eukaryota, Metazoa, Chordata, Lepidosauria, Squamata, Eublepharidae. Bases 1 to 573 code for a protein of 190 amino acids.
AUGUUGUUGGAAGGUUUACAGACCAAGCAAGCCCUGGAUGCUCUACAGAAGGCCUGUGCUUCCCAAGGACCCAGCACUGCCAGCAGCGGUUCUCGGCAGAAGACUGUCUGGGAGAAUCCACCCUCCAAGAACUGUGAGGCUUUGAAAUGGUUGCUGUGCAAGCCGCAUGACAAUGGCUCAGCAGAAAAUUCCCAAUGCAAGAUUUGCCAAGAAAACUGGCUGCUUCAUGAGGACAAAUGUUUCUGGGCCUCCAAAGAAAAACAAAACUGGAACAAGAGUCAGGAGGAUUGCACAGCAAAAAAAUCUCGAAUUGCGGUGAUACAAAGACAAGAAGAAUUGGACUUCAUACAGAGUAUUACCGAAGGAGCACAGCUACUGUGGAUUGGACUAACAGCCACAUCCCCAGCAGGAUGGAUCUGGAUAGAUGGUUCCCCAUUCAAUAGCACACUGUUGCAAGUAACAGGUACUGUUCAAGCAAACAGCUGUGGGAUGCUGAAGGGAAACAAAGUGAUUUCUGAAUCUUGCAGUGCUGUAACCAAGUGGAUCUGUGAGACUGAAGCUCUUCUGGUGUAAAUAAUACCAAAAUAAACUGUGAUGGGAAAAUCGAAUCAAGCCUGAGAUAAAAAAGCACUACUCUGCAAUGGUUAUGUACUGUGUUUAGAUGUGUGGAGGGCUAAGAUAAAAGAAGAGGUCACUUUCUGAGAAUAUUUUUUGCUGCCUGUGAAAAAUGAUUGUUGUGGAGGAGGCUGGGGAGGGCUACAAACAGACUGACAUCGGCAAAUAUGUGUAAAAUGCUUUCCCCUCUGUUAGGAGCACUGACUGCUAUCCCUUUCCUCGGGUUUCAGAGGGGGACAAACCAAAGAGUUAGAAAGAUAGAGGGGCCAGGGCAUCUGUUUACUGCUUUGACUAUCUUUUGAUGUAUAGAUUGCUAAUCUCAUGACAUCUUUCUCUUCCUGGUUUGUCACACACUUCUCCCUUCUUUCCAUCUUAAAACCAUGGAUGCAAGAGUUGUCCUGCCAACCCUGUCCAUACUUAGAUAAGUAGAUAGAAUCUCUCUC